AUGCCAAACCUGAAAUGGAUCAAAACCGAGACUUCCCUCCAAGACAAUCAGACGGAGUCCAACGGAGACAUUCAGACGGAGUCCAACGGAGACAUUCAGACGGAGUCCAACGGAGACAUUCAGACGGAGUCCAACGGAGACAUUCAGACGGAGUCCAACGGAGACAUUCAGACGGCGUGCAACGGAGACAUUCAGACGGAGUCCAACGGAGACAUUCAGACAGAGUCCAACGGAGACAUUCAGACGGAGUCCAACGGAGACAUUCAGACGGAGUCCAACGGAGACAUUCAGACGGAGUCCAACGGAGACAUUCAGACGGAGUCCAGCGGAGACAUUCAGACGGAGUCCAGCAGAGACAUUCAGACGGAGUCCAGCAGAGACAUUCAGACGGAGUCCAGCAGAGACAUUCAGACGGCGUGCAACAGAGACAUUCAGACGGAGUCCAACAGAGACAUUCAGAUGGAUUCCAGCGCCACACAUCUUAAUGUUUCCACAGGAAAUGUGAAUGCUGGUAUGUUCAAGGAGCCAAGCAUCUCCAAAGACAAACAGGUGGAGGUAUAUGCAUCCUGCAUUGUUGGACCACAUUUCUUCUGGUGUGAGUACGCCGAUGAAGAGGAGCAGAAAAAAGUGACAAGUCUUGCUCAGGAAGCAGGACUGGCUCAGCAGGAUAUGACAUUUCCUGAGACUCUCGGUCCUGGUAGUCCAUGCCUUGCUCUGUUUGCCAGUGACAAACACUGGUAUCGAGCUCAAGUUCUUCGCAGAGUUGAAGAUACAUUUGAAGUUUUGUUUAUCGACUAUGGAAACGAGACUGAAGUUGACAUCAAGAACGUGAGAUCAGUGCCUCAGAGUCUGAUGGAGAUAGAUCCUCAGGCCUUUCUGUGCUCUCUGGAUGGAUUUGAUAUGUGCAAAGGCUCCUGGGAUGACCAAGUUCAUGAUGUCUUCUACAACCUUCUGGUUGAUAAACUCAUCAGGGUGAAAGUGUUAAAUAUAGAAGAGCAUUCAGACAGUGUGUUCCCUCAAUAUGCGGUGGCAAUUGAGUGUGAAAAUGUGGUUAUGAAUACCGUGAUGCAGAAAUACUGGAAACCGCUUCCCACAGAACAUGCCAAACCUGAAAUGGAUCAAACCGAGACUUCCCUCCAAGACAAUCAGACGGAGUCCAACGGAGACAUUCAGACGGAGUCCAACGGAGACAUUCAGACGGAGUCCAACGGAGACAUUCAGACGGAGUCCAACGGAGACAUUCAGACGGAGUCCAACGGAGACAUUCAGACGGAGUCCAACGGAGACAUUCAGACGGAGUCCAACGGAGACAUUCAGACGGCGUGCAACGGAGACAUUCAGACGGAGUCCAACGGAGACAUUCAGACAGAGUCCAACGGAGACAUUCAGACGGAGUCCAACGGAGACAUUCAGACGGAGUCCAACGGAGACAUUCAGACGGAGUCCAACGGAGACAUUCAGACGGAGUCCAGCGGAGACAUUCAGACGGAGUCCAGCAGAGACAUUCAGACGGAGUCCAGCAGAGACAUUCAGACGGAGUCCAGCAGAGACAUUCAGACGGCGUGCAACAGAGACAUUCAGACGGAGUCCAGCAGAGACAUUCAGACGGAGUCCAGCAGAGACAUUCAGACGGAGUCCAGCAGAGACAUUCAGACGGCGUGCAACAGAGACAUUCAGACGGAGUCCAACAGAGACAUUCAGAUGGAUUCCAGCGCCACACAUCUUAAUGUUUCCACAGGAAAUGUGAAUGCUGGUAUGUUCAAGGAGCCAAGCAUCUCCAAAGACAAACCGGUGGAGGUAUAUGCAUCCUGCGUUGUUGGACCACAUUUCUUCUGGUGUGAGUACGCCGAUGAAGAGGAGCAGAAAAAAGUGACAAGUCUUGCUCAGGAAGCAGGACUGGCUCAGCAGGAUAUGACAUUUCCUGAGACUCUCGGUCCUGGUAGUCCAUGCCUUGCUCUGUUUGCCAGUGACAAACACUGGUAUCGAGCUCAAGUUCUUCGCAGAGUUGAAGAUACAUUUGAAGUUUUGUUUAUCGACUAUGGAAACGAGACUGAAGUUGACAUCAAGAACGUGAGAUCAGUGCCUCAGAGUCUGAUGGAGAUAGAUCCUCAGGCCUUUCUGUGCUCUCUGGAUGGAUUUGAUCAGUGCAAAGGCUCCUGGGAUGACCAAGUUCAUGAUGUCUUCUACAACCUUCUGGUCGAUAAACGACUCAGAGUGACACUCCUGAACAUGGACUACCAUCCAGAGAUCGCAGUUCCUCUGUAUACAGUGGAGGUGGAGUGUGAGGGAGCGGUUGUAAAUACAAUGAUGGAGAAAUACUGGAAAGGAUUGGACACGGGCGACGCUUCUGGAAUGUGUUUGGAAGCAGAAGUUGGCCAUGAUUACAGCGUGAUGAAGAAUUUAAAGUCAUCAAAGAAUGCUUUGGACCCAUGAAACCCAGACGUGAAUGAGCUGUCUCGCCUCUUGUUGACAAAUACAUUUUUAAGCAGAAAAAUAUAAAAAGAUUUUAAUAAAUAAAGGAAAUUAAACUUGUCA
Molecule: messenger RNA, 2535 nt
Organism: Gymnodraco acuticeps
Lineage: Eukaryota; Metazoa; Chordata; Actinopteri; Perciformes; Bathydraconidae
Exons: 4
Coding region: 1-2433 (810 amino acids)
Biological process (GO): spermatogenesis
Source: RefSeq, a predicted model, not a curated record